AUGGCGUCAAUAUCACCGGUGACUAUGAAACCCAAGACGACUUGCACAUCUCAAGUCAAGACCACGGCACCAUACCUCUUCGUCCUUGAUCAUUUAAAACCGUCAGCCAAACUCGGUUUGAGCGUAACCACGCCAAAUCACCAACAUAUCCCAAGCACCGCCGAGGCCAUAUACACGAAAAUACCACCACCACUACCACCCCCCAAGAAACCCAAAAAACUCACCUUCGUCUGCGCAGCCAACCCAUGCCACUUAACUGCCGUGUCAAGCGUAUUGGGGAAGCAGUUCUCAAACAGCCGAAACAAGUCCGGGUCCACGACGGCCCGCCUCAUCUCGGCGAUGGUCUCCUCCACCUCGUCGACCAUGAACGUCCUACAGUCCGGGUCGGGCCGCUGCAUCGGGAGCAUGUUGCGCCCCUUGGAAAGCGGCCCGUGGUUCCGGUCGACCGCCCAGGAUGUGAAUUCGGGGCAGUCGCGCUGUAACAGCCUCGGCGGCGCCGCCGGUGCCACUUCUCCGGUCCGCAUCGGCGGCGGCCACUGCGCUCGGGAUCGCGUCGGGUUAGGCGGAGCUGCUGCCACGGGCGCCACUACCGCCGCCGCCGCCGCCGCCGCUACCACCAACAGGAACGGGACCGCGAUGCGUCUUGUCGCAAACGUAGUCGAUCUAGUGCUGUCCAUUCUUUUUGGAGGGGAUGCGUGA
Pyricularia grisea is the source of this 699-nucleotide messenger RNA. RefSeq lists its product as uncharacterized. Bases 1 to 699 code for a protein of 232 amino acids. The transcript has 2 exons. NCBI's taxonomy places the organism in Eukaryota, Fungi, Ascomycota, Sordariomycetes, Magnaporthales, Pyriculariaceae. The record is from RefSeq and is a predicted model, not a curated record.